AUGUUUUCACAAGCUCACACGCCGAUGCAGAGCGUGGAUCCAAAAGACAUUUUGCGACCAGAUGUACAUAAGGGAAGAAAGUUACAGCUGUCGCUAGAGAAGGAAAUACCAGGACUGCCAAAGCUAAAGCCUGCAAGUCAACUAAAGCCUCCUCAGACGGAGAUUUCUGUGCUAUCGUCGGGACUGCGCGUCAUCUCACAGGAGACAUACGGUCAGGCGGCCACGCUCGGCAUUUUCAUCGACGCUGGGAGUCGAUUUGAAGACGAGAAUAGUGUAGGUGUAAGCCAUUUGUUGGAGCACUUAGGCUUUAAAAGUACCAAGUUGCGCUCUCAUGCGCAGUUGGUGCACGAGAUUGAGGACAUUGGGGCACUCACGACGUCUUCGUGUGGCCGAGAGCAGAUAAUCUACACGAUUGACUUGCUGCGUGACAAUGUGGAGAAAGGCUUGGAGCUGCUAGCCGACGCUAUUCUUAACGUGGAUCUAAUUCCGGAGGAGAUGGAGGGCAUAAAGGCCAUUAUGCGUAUCCAGUCGGAGAAUUUAAUGGAGAAUCCACCGGCCAUGCUGCAGGAGUUCAUCCAUGCUGCAGCUUACGGGGCAGAUACGCCGCUUGGGCGGCCUCUUCAGUGUCCACUUGACAAGAUUGACGCACUGACGGUUGAAAAGGUUAAGCAAUUUCGAGCUAAACAUUUUGUCGCUCAGAAGAUGGUGCUUGCUGGCUCUGGUGUUGAUCACGCUCGAUUGGUUGAGCAUGCGGAGAAGUUCUUUGCAAAUGUGUCUGUGGCCCUCGCUGAUACACCAAUGGCAACGCCGUCAAAUCCUGCAACGUUGAAACCGGUGACUUACACGGGAGGAUUGUACCCGCUUCCAAACCCGGAGUCAGAGUUUUCGUAUGCCGCAUUGGCAUUUCCUACUGGUGGUUGGCAUGACAAAGACCUUGUGCCCAUUUGUGUAUUGCACACGUUGCUGGGCGGCGGUGACAGCUUUUCUGCUGGUGGCCCAGGAAAGGGCAUGUACUCGCGGUUGUACACGAGCGUUCUAAACCGCUUUUACUGGGUUGAGUCAGCUUUUGCGUUCUCAUCCAUCCAUGCCGAUGUUGGUCUCCUGGGUAUAUAUGGUGCUUGUAUUCCAUCGCACACAAGCAACCUCGUUGCACUGUUGUGCAACCAAAUGCUCAGCGUUGCCAACCGAUCAGUUGAUGCCAUUGAGCUAGCUCGUGCUAAGAACCAGCUUAAGUCAUCUGUGCUGAUGAACCUUGAGUCUCGUAUGAUCCUGUACGAAGACAUUGGUCGUCAACUUCUUACGUAUGGCGAGCGUGAGACGCCCGAGUCUGUGUGUGCUAAGAUCGACCAGGUUACAGCCGCAGAUAUUCAGCGAGUCGUAAAGGAUGCUAUGCAGAACCCGCCUAGCCUCGUUUACUCUGGUGAUGUUUCUAAAUUUCCGCAGUAUCAACAAGUCGUUGCCGGUAUCCAAGAAGGAUUGAGCGAGUAA
This is a messenger RNA of Peronospora belbahrii, 1488 nucleotides long. NCBI's taxonomy places the organism in Eukaryota, Oomycota, Peronosporomycetes, Peronosporales, Peronosporaceae. The record is from the annotation of a GenBank genome assembly.